AUGGUGAAAUUUUUUGAAAAUAAAAGUUUAUUUUCAUUCAAAUGGGAUCAGGUUGUUCAUGGAUUUUGGCAUCGUUAUCCAAACCCGGAAAGGUAACAUUUUAAUUUAUUAUAUACAAUUAUAUUAUUAUAGUACUUACUAAAAAUCAAUCUACCUUUUAUGUUUCUAGCAAACAUGUUUUGUCUGAAGAUAUAUUGCAUAGAGAAGUGAUAGAAAACAAAUUGCAUUCUAUUAGAUUAUUCACAAAAACUAACAAGUUGCCUAAAUGGGGAGAACGUUUUAUACACACCAAUGAUGUGAAAAUUGUUGAAGAAUCAAUUCUUGACCCAUCUAAAAAGACAUUAGUUACAUAUACAAGAAAUGUUGGAUAUACAAGUGUUAUGGUAGGAAUUUUAUUUUCAUUACUUUUGAUAAAAUAUCUAUACCAAUAAAUAAUGUGGUAUUGUAUUUUAAUAAAUUAUGUAUGUAUUAAUUUACUGACCAUUUUAAUUUUUACCUUUUUAGGGGGUGACUGAGAAAGUCAUUUACAAGGUGAAUGAAGAAAACCCUAAUACUACUAUUGCAGAAAGAUCUGUAUGGAUCGAAUCAAAUGUAUAUGGUAUGUCUAAAGCUAUUCAAGCAUUUGGGUUGCAACGAUUCAAAGUUAACAGUGCUAAAGCAGUAAAGGGAUUUAAUUAUGUACUCAAUAAUAUGUAUGGUACUAAUACAACCAGUUCAUCUGGUGUAUUAUUACAUCAGAAAGAAAAAUUAAAAGAUGCUCUUAAACAAUCAAACUAUAAAUCUGAGAUUUUAUAUGUUCAGUAAGUACAAAUAUUUAUAAAUUAUUUUAGAUUAUACCUACCAGUUCCCCUAAAAAUAUCCAUGGUAAAAUUAACUGCUUCAAAAUAUCCCUGUUAGGAAUAUCUCAUAUAUAUUAUAUAUAUAUAUAUAUAUGUAAGAAAUUUUAAAUAGUAUAUUUUGAAAUGCAAAUAAAGAAAGUCUGUUGAGCUUUCUAUAAAAAAAAUUCCAUGAAAAAUUCGAAAAAUGGUUAAUACAAGUAGUUAUCAAGCAUGCAAAUUUGAUUAUACCUUCUAGAUUAGUUAUUUAAAAAGAAUAGAGUCAAAUUUUUCUUUAUAGACGUAUAAUUUUUUAUGAAUAAUUUUGAAUUUUUAUUUUUUCAAAAUAUUCUGUUUAGAAUGCAUUUACUGUAAUAUAUUUUGAACGGGAAUUUGCAUACAUAUGGGAUAUUUCGAAAAGGUUAUUUUUACCAUGGGCUAUUUUGAAGGUGCACCAUAGGUACCACUCAAUAGUAUGUAUGUAUUUUAUUAUCCUUGUUAUGUCUAACUAUUUGUUAUGCUAUUGUUAUCUAUUAUUUAGGUGUCUUUAUUGUAUUAUACUAAAUAUUAUUUAAAUUUAUCCAAGGUAGUUUUUCUAAAAAAUUUAAAGUAAUUAUAAUAAGUAAUAUAAUACUAAGUAAGAAGUAAAAAGAAAGUAAGAUAAUUAUAAUUUAUAAUAUCACUAAUUUAAAUAAAAAUAAUAAUAAUAUUAAUGGAAUUUUAUGUACAAAAUUAAACUGUCAUAGUUCAGUUCAUUUUCACACAAUAGAUACCAAUGGGUCAAUCUGUUCAAUACUGAGUCUAAUGUACUUGUAUUUUUAUCUCUUGAUGUCCGAGGGAAUUUGUCUCCUUUACUUUUUUUAUUGUUUGUAAAUAGUGUCUGCUCUUCUCUUAGGUAUAGUUGGCUCCUUUGUUUUGUAGAAUAUGAAAAUAUUUAUCAAGGUCAACUCCAUCAAUUGCUUUUUACUUUAUGACGAUAUUAUUAGUUUUGUCACCUGAGUGAAUACUGAAUACACUUGGUUUUUCUUAAUCAUAAUUUAAUAUCAUCAAAAAUACUUGAAAUGGUGUUUUUUCUUGUUAUAUUUAAUUUGUACUUUUUCAUUCUAAAUUGUAUAUCUGUAAAUUUGUAUAUAAAUAUUAUAAUGGUACAUAGUACAAUAACAAAAUGUACUUUAUUUUUGGGUAUCAGUCCAUUGAUUAUUUAAAUGAAGUAAAAUAAUAAAUAGACCUAUUAAUAUAUUUUUGUUUUCAUAUUGUAUUUAUUACAUUCUUAGACAUUUUUAUCUUAUUUAUUAAAUAGUAAUGUCAACUGAAACAUAUUAAAUUAUAAAUUAAACUAGGUAUAUAAAAUUAAUCAUUGAUUCACUUUAGAAUUUUAAAUUUAUAAAUGUUAUAUCAGAAAUUCUUGUAGUAGGUGCAUGAUUUUUCUUAACUGUUUUAUAAUUUGAUAUCCUUUAGUUAUUAGUUGUAUCUGUAUAAAUGUAAGUAUUCAAACAUUAAUUAUAACACAUUUUAAUAUCUCUAUUUUACUUGUAAUUAAUACUGUUUAUACAAAUGAUGUUUUAGUUGAAUUUAUUUCUACCAGAGAAAAAUAAGAAACAUUUUUGCAACCAAUGAAAUAAUGAAAUCUAGUAAGUUUUUGUUAUUGUUCAAUUUACUCAAAUUAUUUGAGUUACUAAAUAAAAAUAAAAAUAAAAAUAUUAUUAAUCGGAAUAAUUUAUUUAUAAUUUUGUUUUAUUGCUUUUAAAUUUAAUUAUAUUAUAAUGGCUCAUAGUUUCAUAAAUCCAUAUUUUUGGUAAUCAUUAUUAUAACAAACAAUUUCUAAUAUUGUUACAAUAUUCUUUAUGUAUGUUUUAAUCAAAUUAAGUACCAAUCAAUUAAUUUAAUUGACAUAAAUAAUUGUACCCAAAAUAUUCUUUAAACAUUCAACACUAUAACUGUUUAUAUAUAUUUAUUUUUAGUUCUUUUAAAAUUAAAUAUUAUACAUUGUGACAUGUUUUAAUAUUGUCCAAAUUAUUUUUUAGAUUAUAUUAGAGAAUAUUUUUGAUUUUUUAGUUUAGUUUUAAUUUUCAGUCACUGUUGGUAAUUUCCUGUGAUAAAUUGUUGUUUGUCGCUAUUGACAUGAAAUAUAACCAUAGACAUAAUAUUAUAGAUUGGUAGGAGGUAGGUAUAUUUUAUAGCUAUGUUUAUAAUAUUUAUAUACCUAUGGAUAUAAUAGAUACAAUUAUAGUGACACUGACUAUUAGGUACACAAUUGCAGUGACUAGGUUUUAUUGUUUUAAUAAGUAAUAUUUUUUAGAUAAGAAUAUUUUGGAAACAUUUCUUCAAUUUUUUCUGCAUGUAAACAUUAUAUUUCAGAUGUUUAAACAGAAUAAUAAUCCGGACUAUCUAUAACCUCUUAUAAAUCAAAAUAUAUUUCCUUUGUGUCAUUAAAAUUAUUACCAAGAGUCGAUUAAAUAUUGUCAGAGCUUUAGAGCUGUCAAAUAUUUUAUUUAUUUAUUUAUUUAUACAUUUAUCAUGGAUUUUACAAAGAUUCAAUAAACCAUUAUUUAUUAAAUUUUGUUGUCUUCGACCAAUUGUUUUGCCCGACUAACUGACUUUCUACACUCCCUUAUUCAGUGUUCUGUGCAGCAAGAUGCUUACAAAUUAAUUAUAAGUACUUUUAUCUUACUUGUUGGAUUUUUUUGUAUUUAACUAUAAUUUACAAUAAAAUAGUAUAUUGUAAAUUACUUUGAGGUACUAAAAAUCCAUUAGAUUAUUUUUAAACUAUUAUGGCCCUAUUUAUCUUUAUAUCACACAAUAAGUAAAAGAUAGUUAAUUAUUUUACACACGUUAUUUUUGUGUUUCUUGAUUUUUAUAUUGUUAUUUUCUUUUAUUAAUUAUAUUAUAAUUUAUAAUUCAUAAGUGUAUAUUUAAUAAAAUGUCUUCUAUAUUAAUAUUGUUUACAUAAAUACAUUAUGUUUAAUAAAUUAAAUUUAAAGCAUUGAUUAUAUGUUAUCAAAAUUAAAUUUUUUAAAUUAAACCUAACCUAUUCCUCAAUCUAUUGGUUGACAAAUCGUAGUUGUAACUACGAAAAAUAAAACCAAAAUCGUCAUCCGGUGUCACAAAUCCAAACCUAUACAAAAAAUGUCGCCAAUUAAUAAUACGGCGUGAACUAUCUAUGUAUUUAUAUAAUCAAUUUUAAAAGUAUUUACAUUAUUACCUAUAACUAUAGGUGUAUCUAGCUCUAAAAUUCUGAUGGAUCAAGAGAUGUAGGCUGAUAUAAAGUCUAAUGUGAAAGAGAGCAAAUUUGCCCUCUGAGGACAAUUAAAAUACUUCGUUUGUUAUAUCCCAUAUUUUCGUUUCUUCAAAAUGAAAUUAUACCUACCAGAACGCGUUUUCAUGAUGAAUGUUUUGUCUACAUGUAUUAUUCUAUAUGUAGCACAAAUAUCAUCAAGUAGCUUAAAAAUCCAUGGGGACUAAGCCAAUGCCCCCUACAUUUUCCUAAAAGCUAUUUCAAUUAAACAUUUUGUCAUUUUCAUAUUAUGCACAGUGGAUUUUGCUUAAUGUUGCCACUAGUAAAUAAGAGUAGCCACCUAAUAAAAUUUGUAUGAAAUACAUAAUUAAUUAAAAAGCUGUCUUAGAAAAAUAGAAACAGACGCAGCCACUGUUGUGGGUGGGAUAUUGGGAAAGUAGAAUACAGAAGGGAAUUUAAUGUAUCUGUAAGCAAUGAUAAAUCAUUGCUAACGAAAAAAACAAUUCUGAGCAGAGUUCAGUUAAUAGUGAUACUUUGUCAACAAUAUAUUAUAUGUCAUAUUAUGGUAAAAUAAUUAAAUAGGCAUUAUAUAUUUUCUUUAAUAAUAUUUGUUUAAUAUUGUAUCGAUUUUCCUGUUUUUUCUAUGUUUUCCCCGAUUUUAUCAUGGUUUUUUACAUUUGCUGGGGAAAAAAAAAAAUUACCUCCUUAAAGUACUUUCCUAGUAAGAUUUACUUUCAGAAAAAGUGCUACUAUUGUAAAUCAAAGCAAAAUUGAUCCAAAGUCUAUAUUUCGUAUAUUUUCCCGUUUUUUUUUUUUUGGUUUUUCACAUUUGAUAAUAAAAACUCCUGAGAAAAUCAAAAGAUGACCUCCUUAAGUACCACUUUAAGAAGAUUUCCUGUUUAGGAUCUUUUCUAAAAGGGUCUAUAUUGUAUACAUCAGAGUAAGCUUCUGGUAGAAAAAGUGUUCACAUACAAAAAAGAAAUAAAUAAACAUCUUUGUAAAACCAAAACAUUUUUCACUACACUCAGAAUCUAAAAUGGAUUAGAUAUACCAGCUUAUUUUAAUUAUUUAGAAUAAAAUAUUACUGACUACAUAAGUUAUUAAUUGGGAGCACUAAUAAUGAACUUGAAAGUGCUAAGCCACCCACAAAAUACACCAAUGAGUACAAACAUUGUCAAAUUGGUAGUUUGAUAUGAUAGGUAGAUUAAUCUUCCAAAGAUGUAUAAAUGUGACCAUCAUGGUGACAUGGAUGAUCAAUAUAUUGAUCAUCUCUGCUGUUACGGAUGGCAUCUUUUUCUGUAAGUAUUUGUUAGAUUAUAACAGACUCCAAUUUCCUGACUAUUAAAAAUGGAAGGGAUAUUUUUCAGCUAGUGGUUUCUGAUGUAAAAAUAAAACAUACAAAAUCCUACCUAUUGUGAUUUGUGAAGGUGUAUUCAUUAGCUAUAACUGCAGUCCUCUACCUUUUUUGGACGUCCCGCAUGGAUGUCUUAUGGGCGAUUUUUUUUGUUAGGGCAUAAAUCAAUAAGUGAUAUGGUAGUUAAAAUAAGUAUAGUUAUGUACGUCUUAUAAUACCUACAUAUAAAUGAAAAUAUGAAAUGUACUAUUAUAUAUAUUUUAGAAGUGCAUUUCAUGAUUGUACAGGCGAAUAUUAACAAUGCCGAUUAAACAAAAUAAGUCUAGAAUACAACUUAUAAAUAGCAUAGGAUUGGAAUGAGGUCAACUACUGUAGAACGUAACUGAUUUGUGUUAUUAAAGACAAUAAUAUUGUUUGUGGAUUAUACAAGAUGACUUAUCAUUGCAUACUCAAUAUUUCAAAAUUAUUAAUUUUUUUCAAAAUAAUUUAAAGAACAGGCACGUCUAAAAUAUUACAUUUCCAUUAUUUUUGUGAAAGAAAGGACUACCUGCUUAUGAUUUUCAAAUGACCACCUAUAUUAAUAAUUGCAUAAAUAGAUGGAGAAUUAGUUAAAUGUUUGAUUUCCGUUAAACCGUUGACGAGAUAUUCCACUUUUAAAUUUGAAUUGUGCUCCACAGCUACUCUUCCCCAAACUAUACAUAAAAGUGGAAUAUCUCAGCAACAAGUUGAUGAAAAUCAAAAACUGUCUACAACAAAAUUUAUUUAAAUUAAUAAGUACGUACUAUAUUUAUUUAAAUUAAUAAGUACGUACUAUAUUUAUUUACGCAAUUUUUAAUACAGGUUGUUAUUUGAAAAUCAAAAGUAAGUAGUUGUUUCACCUUUGAAAAAUUACGGAAAUAUAACAUUUUAGAGCUACUUGUUUCUUAAAUUGUCAAAAAUUCACGUGGAUGACACAAGAACGACUUGACGUUUUAGCACUUCAAAAGCCCUAUACAUCCCGUGGUGAGGUCCGAGAACUAGGCUCGGGUGUCAAAGUGGUCUCGAACGGCAAUUCGACAGAUCCGACUUCUGGGGCCAUCAUCGUGUUACGUCCGGGGUUACAUGUGAAGAGUUUCAUAGCCACUCUGAAAUUGUCUGCCUAAAAUGUUACGUCAGUGGGCAAAAGGCCCGCUCCAUUGGGGUGACCCGGUUAAUAUUACCUACUUGCACUUAAAUAACUUAUUAAACUAGCUUCCCAUUCAGAUGUCCGAGUGAGGGCUACACUGCAGAAUAUAGGCUCAAAUGAUAAGCUAUAUAAGAUAUGAACUUGGAAUGUACGAACCAUGCUCCAAGGAGGAAAAUUAGAGAACAUUGAAAUGGAAAGGAAAAAAGGACGUCCUAGGAUAAUGGGGACGGGUGCAGCAACUGUUAUAGGUAAUUUAAUGUAAACCUGUAAGGCUACCUUUGUAGUUGAUAAGUUGUGAUGGUAGAGGGGAAAUUUAAUGUAUAUCUUUACGCAAAGAUUAAUCAUUGGUAAUGAAAAACGAUUCGAAGCGAGGUUUGAAAGACUAAUAUUUACGAUUUUCGUCAAAAUUUGAUUUUGAAACUUAGGUGUUAAAAAAAAUAAAUACUACAUUACACUUAAUUUUAUUUUUUGACCUCUAAAUACGCCUUAUAAUGAACAGCCUCUCAAAUUAGGUAUCAAUCAAUCAAUUAGUAAUCAAUAUGAAAAACCUCAUUUUCUGAGGCAAUAUAAAUUACAUCAAUAUAACAGUUUCUUAUCACGGGGCGCUUCAGGAUAUUGUACUUGGUCCUUUUUAUUUUAUUAUAUAUUAAAUGGUCUGUUUGUCUGUUUAACUUAAACAUUCCUGCCAAAAUAUUCUGCUUUGCUGAUGACAUGGUUGUACUUUAUAGUAAAAAAAAACAUUAUUCAAUUAUAUAAAGAAGCAAAUAGAGUUUAGUUUUCUGUUUCAUUAAGUUAUGGUUUGACAAUAAUGGCCUUGAACCAAACAUAAGUAAAUCUAAAUAUACAAUUUUUAUUUUCAGCAAAUAACUAUAUCUUAUAAGUAAUAAUUUAACAAUCUGCUAUCAUUCUGUUAUAUAUAUUUGAUUUUGAAAAACUAUUGAAACUAAAUUUACUCCUUCUAUCUUUCUACCUUCUACAUUUCUUUUAUUAUGCCCCCAUACUGACAGUGUUAGAUUUAAGAAAAAUCUAAAAUGCUACAAAAAUCUUUCUUUUUUUUUUAAAUUGAAGUAAAACCAUAUUACAUUAUAUAUAUAUAUUGUUAUAUCUACUUCUGGAGCUUGUGUUGCAAGUAGAGAAUUAUAUACUACAAAUUAUAGAUUUAAUUAUAAAUAGUUACAUAGUUAAUAUCUUUAUCUUAUAACAUUAGGUUAAGUUACUAUUUUCAGUUUGUAUUAGGUAUAUUUAUUGUUAAUUUUAUUUCCAGGAACACAUCAUCUCCAAUACAAACUAUUGCUUAAAGGAGAUGUUAAAUCUUUAACAAUUAUAAUAUAUGUCAUAUUUCAUCUUAUAACUAUUUUGAGUGUUAAAAAAUAAACAAUAAAUAAUAGUAAAUGGUGGUAUACUGUAGUCAGAUAUUACUGAUCACUUUUUCAACUUGCGUUUCUAUACCGGUAAACAUUGUUUUGACAACAAAAACUAAAUAUGUCUCUUUAUGGAUCAUGAUAAAUUAAAAAAUUUACUCUGAAAAUAAUGGAUAAAGUGUACAAAAUUAAAGACGCAAAUGAAUCCUACACCGAGUUUUAAAAAAAUAAUCUCUAAUUCUAUUAGUAAAUCAAUUUCUAAAAAAUUAACCUCUAAAUAUAUGCGACCAAAAGAUUGCAUGUCAUUUGGUUUUUUAUGCUCCAUACGCCAUAAACAAUAUCUAUCUUUAAAAUGUAAAAAAAAAAAAACCGCUAUAGUAUAAAACUAGUCCAAUACUACAAAAAAUAUUAAAAUACUUAGAUACACUCGUAUUUUAAGAGCUGCUAAAAAGAAGUUUUAUAAAAGAAGUGUUAAAUUCAAAAACAAUGAUAAUAUCAUAACAAUAAUUUAUAAUGGCCAGCAUUAUUAUACUAACGAGGAUUUAUAAGGGAUAUCUAACAUAAUAAUAUCUUCAACAAAACUUUUUAAAUGUAGAAAAGAUAUUAUUUGAAUUUUUAGUUUUUAUAUUAUUAUCUAAUAUAUUUACCUCUGUACAUUUCAAAAAUAUUACUAAUCGAUAAUGAUUAUUAGGUACCUAAUACCUAUUUAAUGUUUUACAAAUCGUAAAUGUAUAGACUAGUAAAGCCUAAUACUGAGUAGUUAUACAUAUCAUCUUCUCAAUUACCAGUAGUUUUCCCUACUUUAAAUCUAAAUAAAUGGCGACAUAUUUAAAACGACAAUACAAUGGAUUAUAAAUAACGUUUUAUACAAUUUUGUCAAAACAAACAAUUUCUUGGCAACACUCAUUACAGUGUACUACGCGACACAGAAAAAAACAUGUUCAAAAACAUAUUAGUUUUGAAAUGCUUUAAUUUUUAAGAUUUUUAUCAAUAUUUGAACUCAACACUUUUUAAAAAAACUACUACAUAACACUUAAUUUUCUUUUUUACCACACAGUACAAUUUAUGAAAAACCCCAUGUAAUAACUUUCAAACAUUUCUGCUCGAUCAAAACAAUUUCAUUUACAUAAAGCCAAAUGCAAACUUAAAAAUUCAAAAAUGUUAAAUACCUACAAUAAGCUAAUAUAAGUAUUGUGUGAAAAUUUCAAAUCACUACGGUUAUUUUUAUUCACAUAUUACAAUAAGAAAACGAAAAUAAAUAAUAAAACUAUUUUCGUAAAUUUUCACAUUUUCUUUUAAUUAUUAAAAAAAAUAAUCUAUACUACACCAACUAGAUCAAUUUUUCUUUUAGAAAAGAUGCUAUACUUAAAAUCAAAGCAAGAAUUUCGGUAGAAAAGUUGUUUGCAGACACUAAAAAAAACACAUCAUAAUAAAACCAAAAAUACCUUAUUUGCUCCUCUCGGAAUCUAAAAUAGUGUGAACUAUCUACUUAUUAUCGAUACAAAUACUAUAUGAAAGGUACUUACACGAUUUUUAGGUAGUCGGGCUAUUUUUGAGGAAGUUAUGAAGUUGGGUCUUGUAGGACCCAUUGGUACCCAAUUAAUAUUAAAUUACGCAUAUAAUUAUAAGAUUAAUAGAUUAAUAGAUAUUUAUUAAAAACAAUCUUAAUAAAAUAUUUUACUGUUUCAAUUUAAGUUUUAAUUAUAGUAUUUGAUUUAAAAAAAAAAAAAAUUACAAAUUCUAUUAUAACUGUACCUACUGUAUAACCUUACUGUAUUAUAAUUUUAUUAUUAUGUAAUAUAUUAUGAUUUAUAAUAAUUGAUAAAACAAUUUUUUUUUUGUGUACCACAAAACACAAAUGCACGUUAUAUUUUCCACAAUAAACGCGUGUUUUUGCACCAUAACCAUCUUUUUUACAUUGCAGUUUGCUGUCAUUAAACAUUGGGAAAUGUACAAAACAUAUUUGUAUAAUAUUACGAUUUUUUUUUCUGUGGACAACUUUUCUACCAGCAACUUUGCUCCGAUUUAUAAUGAUAGCAAUAUUUUUAAAAGAAAAUCUAACUGGGGAGGUACUUAAAGAGAAAUCAUUUUUCGAUUUUCCCAGAAAAUGCGAAAAACCGGGAAAAACGUAGGAAAGCAGGGGAAAAUAGUACAACAUUAAACAAAUAUGAUUAAAGAAAUUAUAUAUAGAUACAUAUUAUACAUAUAUAUUAUUGACAAAAUAUCAUUAUCAACUUAACUCCGCUCAAAAUCAUUUUUUGGUUAGCAACAAUAAACCGUUGCUUACAGGUUAGGUAUACCUACAACCUAUAACAGUGGCUGCACCCGUCUCCUUUACCCUUCGAUACGUCGUCGGACGUCUUUUUAAUAUUUACUUUUAUACCGAAUGUGAAAUUUAUUUUAAUUUGUAAUAAAUUAUAUUUUGUAUUAACUUUUUAAAAAUAAAAUAAAAUUGAAUAAAAUAAAUAAAAUUUUAUUUUUGUCUAAGUAUAAUUUAUAAUGAACCUUCAGUUACAUUUUCAAACAUUUCUAUAAGGUCAAACAAUGAAAUACAAUAAAUCCACCAUAAUUAUAUUAAACCCACAACGGCAUCAAAACGCGAUAACAAUAAAACUUUUUUUUUUAUAGCGAUAAAUUGUAUAUAAAUAUUGUAAAUUAAUAUUUGGUUUUUACGAAGCAUCAACUUAGGUAUUUCUUCAUCGGCUAUUCUCGUAGUAUGUUCACAGUUUUUAAAAUUAAAUAUUGGAAAAUUAUAUCCCAAAAUGGACAAUAAUUUUAAUGGUAAGUUUUAUUUUUCCUUUUUUACAAUUUUCACUUGUAAAUAGUAAAUACUACUAUACAUAAUCACUACUAUAAACGGCUAUUUGUUUAGAACUUCAAUAUACAUUGUCUGAGAAGAGAUCAAAAAUUAUCAUUCGACAAUAUAUAGAUAUUAUUUUACAAUUCUUAGCUUUUCAAUGACAUAAUUUUUGGCCGCAUCAAGCUGUGUUUGUAACGGGUUUUUUAAUAAAAUAUUGUAUGUUUCUGGUUGCGUAGUUAUAAUAUUUUAAUGUCUUCAAUAUUUAAUGUAUAUGUAUCAUAAAAUCAAAGUAUUUUUGUGAAGGAAAAUUGUUUUUAGGGUUUCAUAAUAAAUGCACACAGGGGUAGUUCAGGAGUCAUAACCCUGCCCCUUCCUCCGAAAUUUCUUCCUUCAUACAAAUUAUUUUACUGAGUUUUACGAUUAUAUUCUUAUAUUCUUAUCAGAAUAUUAGAUUCUUAUGGCUUAUAUUUUAUUUUUAUAAUCCUCACUCUGAAAAAAAUCCUGUGUACACUACUGCCUAUUUUUUCCAAUUUUAAAUAUGUAUUCCCAAAUUUGGUCGUUUAAAAUUUAUUAUUGUUACAUUUCAAUUGGUUAUACAUGUAACAUGUGCUUGUAUUAUUGGAUUCUUACAUUUCUAGUCUAAGAAAUAUUAAGUCAAAAUUCCUGGACGAUGAUACCAGAGAGUUAUUACUAUGAAGUGCAGUAGACAAUAAUAGUGACAGUUAUGGUGACCAUGGUAACGGUUAAAAUAAUAAUAAUAUAAUAACUAUGUAAAUAUAAUAAUUGAAAAUAAAAAUCCUUUUCAAAUAAUCUCAUAAUAUUGUCUAUAUUUAACAACGUUAUAAUUUCAUAUAAUUUCAUAUUUCGAAAAAUACUUCGGAAAAUUUUUGGACCAAAAAAGAAUGAAGGAGGUGAAUUUGAAAUUAGGACAAAUGAGGAGUUAAGAGAAUUAUUUGGAGAAGCCGAUAUUAUAGGAAUUAUGAAGAGUAGCAGAAUAAGAUGGGCUGGUUAUGUUUGAAGAUCUGAAGGAGUACUGGGGAGCAUAACAAAAUGGAAACAAAACACAAAACGGCCUCGAGGAAGACCCAGACAACGGUGGGCUGAUAGAGUCAAGGAUGACCUCAGGAUGAUUGGUGUGGAAAAUGCGGAGGAAAUGUCAAGAGACAGGGAAAAGUGAAAGGAUGUUUUUAUUGCGGCAAUGGACCUUAAUGGUCUUUAAGACGCCUUAGAAGAAGAUAAUUUCAUACAUUUAAUCAAAACAAUAAUAGUAAUAAAUAAAAUUUAUGCUAUUCAGGGAUAAUGCAGCAUUCUAAUGGUGAAUGAAUUUUUGAAAUCAGUCCAGUAGUUUUUGAGUUUAUUCGUUACAAAAAUACACAUCUUUCCUUUUUAUAAUGUUAAUAUCUAUAUAUAUCUAUAUAUACAUAAUAUAAUGAUUUUAUUUUUAUUUUUCAUAAAUCUCGUUUAGGUUCAUUGAAAUUUGUCAUUUAUAUGUACUAAAUCCAUAAGAAAAUACCAACAUUAUCGUUCAAUAAUACAAUAUAUUUUUUAAUAGUCCGACGUAUUAUUAACUUCGUAUUGUUUGUGUUAAUAUUUUUUCUUAGAAUAUUCUGUCGUAUGUAUUUCAAUUUUUAUUUUUAAAUAGCGAACAAAAUAAAAACUAAAAGAAAAUAGGUACUUACAUUUACUUUCUUGCUAUUUUUUAUGGCAUGAAAUAACUCGUAUGAUAAGGAUUCUUAGGUCAUAUUAUAGCCAUUAGAUUUUCAACAUUUUUCUGGGACAGGUUCUGAAAAAUAAUUUGUAUUUAAAAGGUAUUUUAAUAGAUCUAUUAACAUAGGUGCCUCUCUUUUGGACAUUUUAUUGAAAUUAUAUCAGUGUCUGAGGAACUGGAACCCUCCCCCUCCCCCCCUCCCGUAAAUCCGCCACUGAUUAUAGCGCAUAAUAAAGUUAUUUUUAGUGCUAUAACAUCCGAGCCUUGCUCACACACAUGCGCGCCCGAAAGGUGAACAAGACGCGAUAUCUGCCCCCCCCCUAGUCUUUAAAAUUUCAAAUUUUAAUAAAUAAUUAACAUGAUUUUAUUUUAAGUACUUUUUGAUGUUUGUUUUUAUUAUACCCCUCCCUGAUGAACUUGCUACGGGCGCCCAUGUACACACAUUAAAAGUACCACAUUAUUGUCGUUAAAACCUUGAUGGCACACGACGUAAAAACACGUCGAUUAAAUUACUAUAAAAAACAUAGCUAAUUAACAUGUUAUUAUGCAGAAAAAACAAACAAAUAAACCGCAUUGACUUUUGACGAUAUUAUCAAAUGACAAAUAUACAUAUUACAUUAAGUACGCCGGUUCAUUGUUUUUGCAUACCUAGUGUUUUUGGACCAAUGGCGCGACGAACUCACUGCCGUCGCCGCUGCCGCGCCGCAUCGUCCGAUCAGCAGCGCACUUAUGUUUAUGUUGUGUGGAACAGCUGUUUACCAACAACAACAAAGACUCGUGCGACAGCGAAAACGAUCGUCGUAUUACUAUUAUUAUUAUUAUUAGGAAUUGCGUUAGGUGAACAGUUUGUGGAUGUUACGGCUAUGCAACUGCGUAUAACACAAGCGCCGUACCGAUUUACGAACAUUCUUCGUCUUUAGUCAUUUUUCUAUGGUCUUCGCUUACUGGUUAACCUAUCGUCUGUGUUUUGUGACUUGUAAGUAAUUUUAACACAAAAAUAUAGAUAAUACGUACGUGCGUUUCGUAUCGUUUUUGCACACCACUUUCGCAGGACGUUUGGUCGUUGUCCCAUGAUACGAAUGUUACUGUCGGCAACGACGACGACGACGACGACGACGACCGCGUCGCUGUUCACUUCGCCGUUGUAUUCGAAGACCGUGCUAUUAUUGAGCAGCAGCAGCCAAAGAACGGAGACGAUCACGGAGGACCCUGUCUCGUGAUGGACUCUCAGUGUGAUGUCGAACGACGGACCGAGUGCCCGAUAGCGGAGGAACGGCCGGACGAAGAUGACCGGGUUCGGUGUUCGUCCAACGACGACUUGCAUAUGUGCGAGCGGAUCAUCGUCGUCUUUAUACAGCUCAAGAAUUACUUGGGCGCGUACUGGCUAGCCCCUUGGUUUUUCGUUUAUAUUUACCCCAGCAUACUAGCAUACGAGUAAGUACAAGUGUACUCCUAAAGGUGACUCCAUUUCAUUAAUUUGAGUAAAGUACAACUGUUGGUUGAUGGAAUUAGAUUCUAGUUCCUCGUAUUAUGUGUAUCCAAAUAUUGACAGUUUACUAUUAUUAUAGAUUAUAAUCUCUUUUACUUCUACAUCUUUACUUUUUACAUUUAUAAAAUAACAUUGGUUAUACCCGUAUCAAUUGUACCCAUUGACUAUUAUAAUAUAUGAAAUCAGUUACGUAUUGACUAUAACACCAUUCCUGAUAUCUUGUAUUUCUUAUAUAUUUAUAUAAUUUCAUAAGUCUAAACUUAAACAAUCAAUGCAAAUUUAUUACUUGCUCAUUUUUUUGUAUGUGUAGGAUAAAUAAAGUGUUAUUACUUAUUUGGAUCAAAUCCAAAUUUUAUACAUAAUCCAAGAAAAAUAUCCCUACGUUCUAUUAUUACAGUCAAUUAAUUAAAUUUCAGUGGAUCGACUUUUAAAAUGAGUGUUUUUUUUUGCGUCAUCUAAAAAAUGCACAAUAAUAAUAAUUACCCAUUAAAACUCUUAAGUAUCUAUACAAAAAAUAAUUAUUAUUUACUAAACUACGCUAUCUAAUUAUUUUCCAAUUUUUACUAAAAUGUAUACUAUAAUGUUUUUGUUUUUAACUAUUUAGUUUUAUAAUAAACAAUUAAGAAAAAUUAUAUUAAUUAAUUUGAACUGUUCAUAAAAUAUGUAAUAUUAGGUUGUUUUUUUACAUUAGUUUAACAAUAAUAAAAAAAAAAGAAAUACGUAAUAUACGUAUUCCUAUUUUUGUUCCAAUAUUUUUAAUAGUUAAAAAUUUUGUUUUGUUUUUAUGAUUUGGUUGAUAACUAAUAAGUUUACAUUUUGAUUAAGGGGUUAAUUUUUUUACAAUAUCUAAAUAAAAAUUAAAACUACAAUUAAGACUUAAAAUAUUUAAAACUCUCUAUAUAAAUAUUUAAAUGUUUUGAAUAAAUACCUACUUAGGUACAAUUUGGUGAUAACAAAACAAAAAACAAAAUACAUCAUUAAUGUUUGACCUAGACUAUUCUAUGGGCGUUUCCCAAAGAAAAGAAAUAGCUAUUCGAGGUAGAUUGGCAAGUGGGGUUAAACUGAAUAAUUGUCCCAAGGCCAAAGGCCAAAUAUUGGCACUAAUAUUAUUAUUACCUACCUACCUAAAAAGAAAAAACACUAAACAAUAAAUUGAACUCUAAAACAAUAACUAUUUAGCUAUGCCAUAUAUUUUUUUAUAAUACAAACAAGGACAAUUUUUUACAUUUUACAAUCAUAUUUGAAUAGUUUAACCUAUAAAAAUAUUCCUUAACUAUUGUAUAUAUCUAUCAAGUUGUUAUAAUUAUUUGAGAUUUAAAAAAUAGUAAUUUCUAUUAGUUAAUGUUCUUUUUUAUAUAAUAUAUAUAUAUAUAUAUAUUUUUUUUUUUGUAGUUUUUAACGAUUCUCUGUAUCAAAUAAUGGUUUAUAAUAAAUACAACGUAUAUAAUAUUUUGUCUUUAAUGUAUAAUUAAUCUUCGUAAACAAAUUAAAUGAUCAGUUGUACAUUUUUUUUCCUUCUUUAAAAUUUGCUCUUUUUAAUUGUACAAUAAUUUUAUAAAUUAUUAACAUGGGCAGAUUUUUUUUGUAACCAAGAACAUUCAUUAUCUCAAAAAAAAAAAAAGAAUAAAAACAGCACUUGAAAGAAAGAGAGUGUGGUAGAACUUUAAACAUUUGAGAUGAAGUCGAAAAAGAAGAACUUAUUUCAAAAAAUAUUCCUUUUUUUUUUUCGUUAACAAAAUUUAGAUUGAAAUACUUAUUAGGUAUUCAAAAUGAUACAAUAUAUUAAAUUUUCAUUAAUGCAACAUGCUAAAAAUCAUUGAUUUUCUGGAUAUCUAGAACAAAUUUUAGGAAACUAAGAAUAAAUGAAUAAUACUUUACAUUUUUUUCUCCUAAUUAAAGUAGCUCAACCUUAAUCAUUAUAUUUCAAGAUAAAAAAUUUUGUUAACUUUUUAUGUCUUACUUAAAUAAAAUUCACUAUAAAAGAAAAACCAAUAUGUAUUUUAAAUGGACAUUUAACUUCAUUAUAGGAGGAUAAAAUAAUUACCCUAGGAAGCUGCAAUAGGGCUAAAUAUUUAUAUAUAUAUUUUUUUAAAUUGGUAGGAGUUGUCAAAAAAAAAAUUACACCAUCACUCAAAUAAAAACCACCCUACUAUAAUAUAUAUAUAUAUAAUCCAGAAUUAAUAAUAAUACAAUAUACAUUUUACGUUUUUUUUGAAUACAUAAUACAACAUGAAAUUUGCUAAAUUUAAAUGUAAGAUCAUAAGUGGUAGGUAUUUUUCAUUAAAUCUGAAUUUGUUGUUGAAUUAUUAUAAGGCAAAAAUCUCAAAAAUAAUUCUGUUUUUUAAAAAUUAUUAACUAAAAUACAGAUUUACAAUAAACUAUUAAUGUACAUUCUUUAUAAUGUAUUUUACUAUUUUGAUUAUGUAUUUGAUUUAUUUUGUAUAAUAUUAUAUUUUCAAUUUGUAUCUGAUAAAUAAGUUUUUUUUUAGAUCUUAUGGUUUUGUUGGGUCUUUUUUUUAUUGCAAUAUUAUUCAGAUAUUAUUUUUUAUUGUAUUUGAAUUUUGGGAUGAAAGUUUUAAUUGGACACCAUUACAUGAUACGUAAGUUAUAACAUUAAUUUUAAUAUUAUAUUAAUGUACUCAUAUUUUGUUUAUGAUGUGUUUAUAGUGUAAAAACAUAUUCCUUGUACAUUUUUGGUUCUCAGCGAUUAACAAAGAGUGUUGAUGAAUUGGUAAUUGUUUAUUAUGUAAUUUUCAUUCGUAAUUAAUUACUAAACUUAUUUUGUUUAGAUUUUGUUUUGGGUUUGGGUUUUUUCUUGGGCUGCAGUCCCUGUUACAUGUUUUAUAAAUGGACAUUUCAUUGAAAUACCCACUGAACGCUUUGAACGAUUAAAUACAUAUGUAACUAUAAUGACUACUUCAUUUAUAACAUGUAAGCGAAUUUUAUUACAAUUGUGUAUUUAAUUAAUAUGUUGAUCAUUUUAUUAAAUAUUUGUACAGCUUAUAUAAUAAUUUUACUUUGGAUUGACAUGUAUUUAUUGGAAGUAAAGUCUAAUAUUAAUGUGGAAAAUCAAAAUGCAAAUAAAAACAUUUCAUUAUCUAAUCCAGAAUUUAUAGAUGAUUCAUUUGAACCUGGUAAUAUAAUUAACUAUUAUUUAAAUUAUUAUUUAAAUUGAAACUGAAAUAUUUAUUUUAAAGAUGAUCUACCUGAUUUGGAAACAGUUUAUGAUGAGAUUUCUAUUACCAAUGAGUUCAAAAUUGAUAAUUUAUUACCUGAGUUUUCUGAAGCAAUAAAUGAAAGUAGGUUAAGUUAAUAAUAAAACAAAGAAAAUUUAACAAAAUGUAAGUUUUAUUUUAUUUAUAUUUAUAUUCUAUUUAUAGACACUAUUGCAAGUGAAGAAUCUUAUAACAAUUUGAAAAUUGAAAAUGAUGAAGAAUCUAAAGAACAAGAUAUAGAUGUCAUUUCUUUAUCAUCUAGCACAAUAAGUGACUUUGAUGUUAUAACUGAAGAUGAAAUAAAUUUGCUUAAGUAG
Cinara cedri is the source of this 17459-nucleotide messenger RNA. The record is from the annotation of a GenBank genome assembly. Lineage: Eukaryota; Metazoa; Arthropoda; Insecta; Hemiptera; Aphididae.